Messenger RNA from Daldinia childiae, 3786 nucleotides. Its product is annotated as Transcription initiation factor TFIID subunit 14. The coding region runs from base 1 to 3786 and encodes 1261 amino acids. The record is from RefSeq and is a predicted model, not a curated record. Gene Ontology annotation, cellular component: nucleus. NCBI's taxonomy places the organism in Eukaryota, Fungi, Ascomycota, Sordariomycetes, Xylariales, Hypoxylaceae. Gene Ontology annotation, biological process: positive regulation of transcription by RNA polymerase II; aromatic amino acid catabolic process. The transcript is spliced from 8 exons. Gene Ontology annotation, molecular function: DNA-binding transcription factor activity, RNA polymerase II-specific; zinc ion binding.
AUGGCGCGUAAAGGCUGUAAAAACAAGCGCGCUAACGCACGUGCCAUCAGAAAGGCCAAGAAAAAGAAGGCUACAACUAUUGUUCUGGUGCAGUAUUCCAAGUCUUGCAAGAUGCACGUCGAGCGAUCAAUCAAGCUCGUUACCGAGCAGCACAACAUUCCGAAGCCCUCGCCUAUGCCCGAGUUUCCCAUGAAGGAAUGGAGCGUCAAGGUCUACGUCCUCGACCAGGCUGGUAACGAGCAUCCUGCCAGUUGCUUCACCAAGGUUACUUACAACCUUCACCCCUCCUUCGAGGACAAGACUCAUCAGACCUUCACUGAUCCUCCCUUCACCUGCAAGAACGAAGGAUGGGGCGAAUUCGAGAUGUCGAUUGAUCUCUUCACCACCGAGAAGGGCGGCAAGACUACCGUCUACCACGACUUGAACUUCCAGUCCCCGAAGUACGAAGUCAUCCAGACGGUCACUUUCAAGAACCCCUCUCAGGCGCUGCUCUCGGUCCUCCGCGAGACCGGUCCCAUCCCCAACGAGGACGACUCGAAGGCCGCGACCAAGGCUCGCAAGGCGAACGACUUCAAGAAGAAGAAAGCAGCCUAUGACUACGAGAAGAUGGCCGAUGGUCUCGGUAAGCUCAACGAGGAUGACCUCCUUCACGUCAUUCAGUUGAUCCAUGACCACAAGAGCGACGAGACGUACACCAAGAACGACAUGGAGGCUGGCGAAUUCACCGUGGACCUGUACACUUUGCCCGAUCACCUCUCCAAGAUGAUCUGGGAUUUCAUGCACAAACGCGUAUACCAAGCGUGUAUCCCUUGUCGGAGGAGAAAGGUGAGAUGUGAUUUGGGCAGCGUAGACGACCCCCACGACCCCCCGUGCGUCCGUUGCCGCCGUGAGAGCAAAGAAUGUUUCUUCAGCGCUACGCGACGUAAGCGUAAGAACGAGGACGAUAUCGACGAACCAGAAGACGAUUAUAUCGUUCGUAACGCUCGAAAGCGAGCCCAUGCUGAAGACACGCCUCCGUUCGUCGAUAAGAAAUCCUAUAGUAGCGUACCGUUGACUCCCGGUGGUUCGACCGGCCGAACACAACCAUUAAAGCGACCCAGUGCAGACCGUGAAGAUGGGGGGAAGAAUGAUAGAGGAGGAAGCUAUACGGACAUCGGUGAAGAUUCAAAUGCUCAGUUAGAAAAUCUCGAAGCCCAGAGUGUCAUGAGAAAGGAAGUCUACGGGCCUCAUGAUGCCCUCGACCUGCUGUAUAAGGCUGCUACCGACAGGUCCGUCUUUAUACCACCUUCGUCUAGCAUGCUCCCAAACGAGCGAAUCGCUGAUUAUGCCACAAGCCCGCACGAUCUAAACAGGCGUCACGAAAGCAUUGCCUCCGUCGUCCAGCCCUCGCCCGUAUCUGUUCCUGGCCGUAAAACGCCGCGAGACCACAGUUCUGGUUAUAAUGGUCGCCCGACUGGUCGCGCAACGUCGAAAUCCGCAGACCUCAUAGAUCCACUCUUACAGUCAUCGACUAAGAAUGAUGAAGCAGCUGAUAUGGAACGUCGGUUAAAUGUUGAAAAUGAAGCCGGAUAUCAAGAAGCCCUUGAAGCUUGGUCGAGGUUUAGAUUUGUUAGAGCUGGAUGGUUCACGAAAGAGGAGGCCAUAAAGUAUAUUGUAUAUUAUUAUGAGUACUUAUCUCCCAUGACGCCUAUCUCGCCACCAACCUUCCGAAGUCCGGCUUCUCAUAUCACCUUACUGACCGAAGAACCUAUACUCACCGUCACGCUACUGACGAUCGCAUCGAGAUACUACCGUAUUCGCUCCACGGGUGGACAUUGUAGAUCGCACGCAAUUCAUGAGGAGCUAUGGAGAUAUCUUCGAAGAAUGAUUGAAAGGUGUCUUUGGGGACAAGAAGCUUUUGGCGGUGGCUUCUGCGGGUCCGGUGCUGAUGAGUCCCAGACCUCUAGCACCGCGCCGUGGCGAGGUUUGAGGAAAGGUAGUCUCCGUACAUUAGGGACAAUCGAGUCGUUAAUGAUAUUGACUGAGUGGCAUCCGCGCGCGCUUCACUUCCCUCCAGACGAGGCAAUUGACGAGUUGAUGCUUCCCUUUCGCGGCGGACCCCAGCUCGAUGAUGACGAAGGGGAUCAACGUCCUGGCGGUAACGUCGGAGGUCGUAGAAUUGAAAGCUGGCUUGAGCCUGCGUGGAGGAGCGACCGCAUGUGUUGGAUGCUACUCAGCAAUGCUUUAGGACUCGCCUAUGAAUUAGGGGUGUUCGAUGAUAUCGAUGAGCUACUUGAGACCAAUGCCAUCACGCGACCCGAGUACGAGGAUGAAGCGUAUCGUCUCCGCGCGACGCGGAUCAAGCGGUUGUUACUAGUCUACUUGACGCAGCUAGCUGGCCGCCUCGGCUGGACGAACAUGGUUCCUGACAGCAUCCGAAAAACUGAUCCUGCCCUGUCCGGAAGACGUCUGAUAUCAAACGAGGGAAACACGCCGGGGACAAAUCAAUCAGUUAUAUCUAAUAGCUUUAGUUAUGUGCCCAACGUCGAACUGGAUGACCAGAUUAUACACUGCUGGGUUGGCGUGAGCGAUGCCAUGCAACUGGGCAACGAAAGGCUAUUUCGAUCACGAAAACACACUACGGAGAUCAUACAGAGUGGAAAUUACACAAAAGCGCUCAAGGAAUUCCAGCCGAUCCUUAGGAAUUGGUGGAGAGAGUUUCAGCGCUUCGACAUGCCUGAGAAUAUCCGGCACAUACUGACAAUUGAAUACGAAUAUGUACGGAUAUAUGUCAACUCCUUGGCCUUGCAAGCAGUUGUUGAACGUUGUACAACCAAUGCUGGAGUAUCUAGCAACACUGUGCAUGGGAACAAUGCCGCCGCAGGGAAUCCACAGCUGUCACCCCAAACGCAAAACUAUCUGGGUAACCUCCCUCUUGGUCACCUGGGUGGCUUCGGUCACGAAGAUCAAGAAUACGUCAAGGAAGUAGUGGACGGGUGCAGAAAUCUUUUACGGACUGUGGUCGAAGGUUUGUUGAAAGAAGGUUACCUUAAGCACGCCCCUGUGAGAACUUACUUCCGCAUCAUCAGCGGAGCUAUGUUCUUGCUCAAGACCUUCGCCCUAGGUGCUCCUAAGUCUGAUGUGGAAGUGAGCAUUAGUCUCUUAGAUCGUACGGUUGAUGCAUUACGAAACUGUGUCGUCGAUGAUAUUCAUCUAGGCACUAGGUUCGGUGAUCUUCUCGAGUCUCUAACAACACGACUCCGAGACCGCUUCAAGUACGCACCGGCGACAGGUUCUGGCGAAGGCAAGAGCCCUCGUCAAAAUGGCGAGGUGAGCAGAGCCAUAGCUACGAACGGAAAUUUGCAGGCUAAUGGCAUCGAGAAUGGGUACAUGAACCACACUAAAUACAGAGAGGGGCUCAAUGUUCCUGGACUAACCAAUAUCGUAGAACGAUCAUCUACCCCUUCAGGCAACGUGUCAGCCACGCCUUUCGAUUUGACCACCGGCAACUUUCCCUACCCAGCCGGGUCAGCCUCCGUGUUUGGACCUACCACGCCAGCACAUAGCGGUAAUGCUCUAGAACAGUCUAACAUGGGCGAUAACAUCUUUGAACCAGGUACCGACUGGGCCGCUGACGACCAAAUGUGGUACCUCCCGCCAGGUCCAGGCCUAUUCCAGAACAUGGGAGAGAAUACCAACGUGACAAUGACAGAUCAGGGAGUUAACGUAGGAGGUGUCGAUUUACUUGAGUUUAUGGCUAUGGAUCCACCUUCAUUCAAUGGCCCUAUGGAUGGUCAAGGAUACUAA